AUGCAAUAUCCUAUCGAUAGCCGUGCGAAACGUUCGCUACAAAACGGCGAUGAAAGUCAACUGAAAGACGAGACACAUAUAUACAUACAUCCUUGUCGUUCACUACUUCACAAAUUAUCAACACGGCGGCGCGGCGGCGCGGUACGCGACACAGCAUCGACGGCGCGGGGCGGAGAAAAUCCUUGUAUCUAUACAAUCGUUAGUGGUAUUAAAGGGAACCGAAGAGAAAUGCGCGAGAAAUAUGCGCGAGUACGGUACAGAGUAGCUGUGGAGAAGGGUGCGGGUUUCCUUGGCACGGGAUUGAUCGUACCCUCACUUCGAGCUCGACACGCUGAGCUACCGAGGUCGCUAUGGAAACCGCCAACCGCGGCUGUUGUCGUCGCAGCGUCGCCGUAA
This is a messenger RNA of Leptosia nina, 396 nucleotides long. The record is from the annotation of a GenBank genome assembly. Lineage: Eukaryota; Metazoa; Arthropoda; Insecta; Lepidoptera; Pieridae.